UCUCCCACUCUGCCUCUCACAGUCAUGCAGUGCGGUGUCCGUGUGGAGUAGGGGAAGCCAAUGGGAAGAGGCUUUGGUAAUAGAUGCAAAUGAUCAUGAAAAGACACUGCAAAAUAUGAAACAACUCAUUUGCUGCGAAGUAAAUCACAGAAAACUGUUUAUGAACUAGCACUUAUUCAUGGAAAUAUGAUGCAGGAACUUUUGAGGUGAAUAUUUUUUAAAAAGAAAUUUUAAAAUCAUGAAGAUUUAGACUUCUGGGGGAUAUCUGUUUUCUGUUGCUGGAAAACAACGGUUCUAAAGACAUCUAGUUUGCUACUUCAUAAUACAUUCCUUAGCCGAUUUAAACAUGAGUUCUUAUUUUGUUAACUCACUUUUUUCCAAAUACAAAACCGGUGACUCUUUGCGUCCUAACUAUUACGAGUGCGGGUUCACACAGGAACUGGGAAGCAGACCCACCGUAGUCUAUGGACCUACUGCUGGAGGAACCUUUCAGCAUCCAACUCAGAUCCAAGAAUUUUAUCACCAUGGAACAUCAUCUCUAACUGCAUCCCCUUAUCAACAAAAUCCUUGUGCAGUGGCUUGCCAUGGGGAUCCGAGCAACUUCUAUGGCUACGACCCGUUGCAGAGGCAACCCCCUCUGUUCACAACGCAAGAUUCCGACCUGGUCCAAUACACCGACUGCAAGCUUGCAUCUAAUAGCCUAGGAGAAGAGGCUGACAACUCAGAGCAGAGCCCAUCUCCCACACAGCUUUUUCCCUGGAUGAGACCGCAAGUAGCUGCUGGACGGAGACGAGGAAGACAGACAUACAGUCGUUACCAGACCCUGGAACUGGAGAAAGAAUUCCUGUUUAAUCCUUACCUGACUCGCAAACGACGGAUUGAAGUAUCCCAUGCCCUAGGACUGACAGAAAGACAGGUUAAAAUCUGGUUCCAAAACAGGAGGAUGAAAUGGAAAAAGGAGAAUAACAAAGAUAAGUUCCCAAGCACCAAAUGUGAACAAGAAGAACUCGAGAAGCAAAAAACCGAAAGGUCAGAAGAUGCGGAAGAGACCGUAGAAGGACAGAAAAAAGACAACAAAUGAACGUUUAUUACCUUAAUGGUCACUUGUAAAGUCCCGACUUCUCAAUGACUGCGAUCAUUCUAGGAGGAAGGCUCUCCAGCUGUUGUGAACAAUUAGUUGAAUGAGUCGUAUUUCUGAUAAUAUUUUGAUACAGAAACUAAAACUAAGAAACAAUGAUGAAUUACAUUAGUCUCUCUUUUGAGAGAUGUGCUCACCAAUAGUGAAUUGUAUUCUCUUCUGUGGAACCUUACUGUGAUUUUUUGUAAUAUUCAGCACUGCUUUUCAAUGCUAUAGAUAGCUUGGGUUACCUUGUGCAGUUCCUUAAAUACGAUUAUUGUAAUUAAAUGGAUUGUGUUUCUUCUUUCUAUUUUAUUUUGCCUUUCCUUUCUUGAGGGAGGGGGAACCAACAACAUGAAACUGCCUAUUGGUACUGUAGUCUUACUUCUGUUUACCUUGUAGUAUAUUCUGUGCUUAAUGCAGACCUUUUGGUUUUUCAGUUGUGUUAGCAUGCACACAGUGACAUGGGCUGUAAAGUGCUUCUGCGUUUACUGUGGAAAAGGAAUGUAUACUGUAUAUGUGAAUUGCUUUAUGGGGGAUCCUGAUGAUAUAUCCGAUUGUCCUCCAUCACUUUGUUCUAUUGUCUAAACCUGGAAGCGGCGAAAGAAACAAGUACAAUAAAAUUUACAAGCGAGAACCCGUGA
Messenger RNA from Protopterus annectens (West African lungfish), 1761 nucleotides. RefSeq names its product homeobox B8 (gene HOXB8). Gene Ontology annotation, biological process: regulation of transcription by RNA polymerase II. Gene Ontology annotation, cellular component: nucleus. NCBI's taxonomy places the organism in Eukaryota, Metazoa, Chordata, Ceratodontiformes, Protopteridae. Gene Ontology annotation, molecular function: DNA-binding transcription factor activity, RNA polymerase II-specific; RNA polymerase II transcription regulatory region sequence-specific DNA binding. The transcript has 2 exons. The record is from RefSeq and is a predicted model, not a curated record. The coding region runs from base 347 to 1081 and encodes 244 amino acids.